CUCAAAGUGGAAUGCCUGGUACUGGCUAAAGACCUGCUUCACUGCUGUGGGCUUUGGGCUGUCUUGUUUCACCAGAUGUGCUGUUACCAGAUGCAUGUUAUCUAUCUGCUUUUUUUGGUUUUCUGGAUGGAAAAAUUUCCAGCUCUUUUUUUGCUCCUGAAAAAUCAUUACCCACUUGUGCUGGCUGUCCUUCCUGUAUGGAAGAGCUUCCAACCAUCUUGGUUUUGCUCAAAGCAGCUCCCUGCAACCAAACACAACUCACUCUCAUCCAGAUCUUAUUUUACCAUCAUAGCUUUCAAAAAACAAGAAAAAAGGGCAAUCUGUUUGUGCAGACUUUAACAGCAGGAGAAUUUGGCCCAAGACAUGAACUGUGGGUGGGUGCUACAGCAAAAUGAAGCCAAAACACAGCAAAAAAAGCUAAAUAGUGUAGGUAGCCCUCAUUUCAGAAUUCAUUUAUGUAUGAAGACAGACAGGACCAGUGGGUCAGAGGAAGUGGUCCGGAUGCUUAGUUCAGUAUGUGAUACGUUUAUGAGCAUGUCUCUGUGCAUCUAUGACCUAUAUUUGGAUAUACAGUCUAUAAAAAGCCUUGGUACAAACAACCUCCUGCAGGAGUCAGAUCCCCUGUCCUUGUUGUUGCUGCCUGCUUCGGGAGAAAGAAUCAAGCCCACUCCAGCUUUCAUUUCUUCUCUUCGUGCUUUUCAGGAAGAUGGCUAAAGCCAGCAUUUCCCUGCGCUCCCUGAACGAGACGUUAAACAGAGUAGAAACCAAGCUGCAAACCUUGGAGACUCUCUUCACAGACCUGGACUCAAGCUUGCAGACACUGGCGCAGAAGUUUGAUCUGCAGGCCAAGAUGAUGGAGAAGGAGCUGAGCCAGGAUGCCCUGUGGAUACCAGAGGGGAGGCCCGGCUCGGAGGAGGAGCGAACGGCAGCGCGGCGGGAGAGGCCUGGCAGCGCGGGACGGGGCGGAGCGGGCGGCGGGUUGGUGGACAGCGCUGCGGCGGCGGCCAUUGCAGGAAGCUGCGGCCCUGUCUGCCGCCGCGCCCCCGCCGCGGAGCCGCAGCUUGGUGGGUGCUGACUCCUUGCCGUGACCGCUCAGGGACCGGGGUGUGCGGAGGAUGAGAGGCGGCCGCCGGCGGGGAGCCCAGCCUCGUCCUUAGCUGUGCAGCGUUGUUCCUGUGCGCCGGGCCGCGGCUGUGGUACGCGGGGCUGCUCUGCCGCCCUGCCUCCGUCGCUGGGUGUCCAGGGCCUUCGCCAAGCGUCCAGUGUUCUGCGUACUAAUCGAGCUGAGCCCAGAGCAGGUACUGAUGUUGUACUAGUCUUGUUCCUCUACUUCAAGCCAGUAUGUCGAAGAAAUCAGGGUCUCUCCUUUCCUUGUCUGACUGCCUCUGCCCAAUCUGCAUGGAGAUCUUUGUAGAGCCCGUGACACUGCCAUGCAACCAUACCCUCUGUAACUCCUGUUUCCAGCUCACAGUUGAAAAAGCCAGUCUUUGUUGCCCUUUUUGCCGGCGUCGAGUCUCUUCUUGGGCCCGAUAUAAUGCCCGCAGAAAUACUCUUGUCAAUUGGGAGCUCUGGGAAAAGAUCCAGAAGCAUUACCCGAAGGAGUGUGAGCGUAGGAUUAAUGGACAGGAUUUGGAAGAGGAAAUCUGUGUCCCCCAUCCGCAGCACCAGCUGAGCAAGCCUGGGGAACUGAGGCAGGAAUAUGAAGCAGAGAUUAGCAAGGUGGAGGCAGAAAGGCGAGCACAUGAGCAAGAGGAGAACAAAGCAAGUGAGGAAUACAUUCAGCGCCUUCUGGCAGAGGAGGAGGAGGAACAGAGAUUGGCAGAAGAGAGGCGAAGGGAGAUGGAGAAACAGCUGAAGCAAGAUGAAGAGUUGGCCUGGCGGCUGAGUAGCAGUCUGAAUGAUGAUUCCAAAGGACAUGGGCUCAGCAGUCCUGCACAAGCAGGCAGUGUCUCACUUGAAACGUCCCCAGCUAAUUUGUGCAAAACAAAGAGCAAACCAAGCAACUCUGAAGACAUUCAGAAGUACCUGUCUCCAAAGCUUCAUCAUACAUUGGGAUCAGCAUCAUUCUUUAGAACAAGAGAGAGAGGCAGCAGUGGCUCUGGCUCUGCGGAGACCAAUGGCAAUGAAGGCAGCAGUUCAGCAUGGCAAGAUGAGCAAGAGGAAAUGCCAACGUUGUCUCCACAGCUGACCGGUGUCAAUAAAGAUUCCAGUGCUAUGGAUUCAUUUUUGGAAUCGUGCAUGAACUAUUUCAGUACCUCGGCUUCGGGGGAAACUGCUGCUGUCAAGCAGGAAGAAACACCAGGAACAAAUUGUGUAGGAGAAGAAAUUCCAGAUGCGUUGCAUGGAAUCACAGAAAGGGAAGGCUCUGGAACAGUUCUUAGAUCUAAAGGAGAAAGUGAUGGAGGUGACUCAGACAGUGGCAGUUUAACACACGUAGAAAGCAUAAACCUUAAAAAUGCUGCUGGAGCUCAUACCUGUAUUCAGUUAGCAGCAAAUUCUGUGGUGUCUGACAGCACAAGUGUGGUAUGUGACCUUAUGAAGGUGGCUAGACACUCAGAUGAAGAGAAGCCAGAGAGCCUGCAGAACACUAAGAAGACUCCAAAAAGAAAGUUGUUGGAGCCACCAGCUGAACAAGUGGUUGACUUUUGUGUGCUUGAUAAGAGAAGAAGAACUUUUCCAGAAAGUCUGGAGGAGCAAGAGAAGCAGAUAAAUGAUUUUAACUUGCAAAUGCAGAAAGCCUUUGAGCAGGAGAUCUAUGAAAGACGUAUGCAAGAGGAGCAGGACAGGCUUCUGGCUCUGCAGCUGCAAAAACAGAUUAACAAGGAGGAAAGGACACUUAAUCGACAAAAGGGCUCUCCAGAUCAGUAUCUGCUUCGCACCAAACCACCUCAGUUGAUGAAAGACUCUCCUGCUAGAAAGGGAAGUUCUAAGGUGGCAAAAGACUCAAAGGUAUCAAAAAAACAGGCUGAAACAAAUCACCGCAAAACUCGCAGAGGUUCUUGCAAUGAAAAUUGGCAGUCACCUGCCAGAGCCCGGAUGAAGUCACCCAGCAUCAAGGGAGGAAAGGUGUUGAAUUGUGUGGUUAAUACCAAUGAUGCAAAUGAUAUUUGUUCACUACCUAAGAAUAAACAAAAGACGAUCCUUCAGAUGUUUAAAAGCCCUGUAGCAGAGUAGAUCAGCAGAACCACAGGCACGUUGUGGAAUGAGAAUUAAAGCUGUGGUAAUGCUUUCUCCUGUGUUGGGCAAGGCUUCCUGUGAACAGUUGUAAAAUUGUUGGUUUGGGGGGGGGAUCACUUUAGGCCACAGAGAGUUCUGUAUUUUGAGGAGUUUUAAUAAUUUACGCCUCCAGUCUUUAAAAAAAUGUAAUUGUUCUUUUCUUGACUGCAGCUUAUUUUCUAGCAGUUACAUUUACAUAAUUUUGAAUGUGAAUAUUGUUAGUGUUUAAAAACAAAAAUAACUGAUGGUCUGAUCUUAAAAUGAGAGUUUGGAGCCUUUUGUGGAAAGGACGCAUGUUCCACAGAGGUUAAGCUAAAGCUAAAAAAUGAGUCUGUAUUUCCAGUUGUCUGCCAGCUGCAAGGUUGAAGCUUCAGUCAAUACAACCACUGGUCUGUUUAAUUGAAGCAUGUUACUGGAAUUUAGGCUAUUUGUUGAAUGGCAUUGUUCACACAACAGGUAACAAGAGUACACCUGGACAGCCAGUCUUGCAGGUACAGUUUUCAUACACUUUCUUAGAGAAAGUUCUCAUUCCUCUUUCUUAGGGAAAGAGGAAAAAAAACAGGUCACUCCCCCACUGCCAAAGCCAAGGAUUUUUCAUAAAUGCCAACAGUAUAAGUGGUUAUGGGCUUAUAUUUGCCUCUGUUUCUAGAGGUCACUUACGCAAAUCUGGCACUUACUGUCAUUAGGAAAAGAUACUUUUGUUGUCUUACUGCUAGUGUUCUGCAGCUUUAUUCUUGUACAGUAGUAUUACCUAUAUUUAGUGCUAUUUAAUUUUUAUACUCAAACUGUUUUGAGUUUGAUUAAAAAUGCAUAAUAUUACAAAAAUGUAGUUCAGAAGACAGUUAUGAUGGAGAAAGUUAAACCAAAAGGGGGAGCAGCAGCUGAAGUUGUCAGAAAUGACAUAACUGUAAUUAAAGAGUCACAUAACUACCAUGCCUGGCUGGAACGCAAUUCAAAUGAAUUACCGCUUAGAGUUGUGGGGAAGCUGAGGCAUGGAGGAGGUUGAGGCUGGUGAAGAGCUUGACCAGCUGCUACUCAGCAGAAGUAUUCUUGCUCGAUUGUUUUAUCUGUUGCUAUUAUAAAGACAUCGUUUGAACUUUCUUUGCUUGUAAUGAGAUACUUUUCCCCUUUCCAUGUUUAAAAGACGGCAAACUACAACUGCAUUGCUGAAGUGUUUGUGCUAGUCACCAAUGUUAGCAAAUGUUUUAAAUGUGUUCUUUUUUUGAACCUCUGUAGAGGUGAUGAUCUUUAACUUGGUUCUGGGAAAUCGGUAACAAAAUCCUUGACAGCAGUAUCUUCUGAUGUUUUAAGUUUUAAAAACCAACAAAUCCUGAAAUCUCAUUGAAAGCACAAAUAGCACAUCAAGCAAAAUUGUGAAUUGUGCUGUUUCUUUGCCUGCGUGUCUCUAGUAAUGGGAGGGUUUCUCAUAAAGGAAUGAUGUGUUCUGAUACGGUUUUUGAGAAAGUUACAACUGGAGACCAGCUGCAAGUCAUUCAGUUUGCCUCUUCCUGCCUCAACUGUUGUGCUGGAAGCCGUAUAGAUCUGUUUCUGUUUAAUCUUUACCUUUGUUCGGGUUGUUUGCUGUCUUACCCAUGUAGUCAAAUACAAUCAUUAAUUAAAAUAUUCUUUAAGGCA
Molecule: messenger RNA, 4851 nt
Organism: Pezoporus occidentalis (night parrot)
Lineage: Eukaryota; Metazoa; Chordata; Aves; Psittaciformes; Psittacidae
Gene: RNF168
Product: ring finger protein 168
Exons: 9
Coding region: 1342-3174 (610 amino acids)
Biological process (GO): protein ubiquitination; double-strand break repair
Cellular component (GO): site of double-strand break; nucleus
Molecular function (GO): nucleosome binding; ubiquitin-protein transferase activity
Source: RefSeq, a predicted model, not a curated record